GUUGUUAGUUGAAAGCUGACAGUUUACCCCGCGAGUUCACAAUGUACCGAGAUGUCCUCGUACUCGGACUCUCGAUAUUUCUCUUUGCGUUUACCGCCGAUAUCGUUCGAUCGUCCAAUAACGAUCAGGUCAAGGGAGAAGAGGGAAAUUCUAACUUCUCGAAAUCUUGUGCGUUCGUGCAAUGCAACGAGGGGGAGAAUUGCGUGAGUCGGAAAUUUUGGUGCAAAAAUCCACCGUGUCCCAUUAUGCACUACUGUUCUAAAACGUCGAGAGAAUCACUGAAAGGACCAAUGACUUGUGAAUCCGUUCGCUGCAGCAAGGGUUACAUGUGCCUCGUUAAAGUUCGCCGAUGCCAUUGGGAUCGGAGAUGUACACAGCAAGUAGCACGCUGCGUUUCUGAGCGCGAAUAUUACGACGGUCCAACUUCCUGCGCCGAUUUCCAUUGCCCACCUGGACAUCGGUGUAUCUUGCGAGAAUCCAAAUGCCCACAUUCGCCUUGCAGGCUUCUCAGAAGUUGCGCUAAGAACAAAGAUGUUCAAGCCUGGCAUGGCAGAUGCAGAAGUCUGGGAUGUCCUUCGGAAUAUGAAUGCUUCCUGAGAAGACCACCCGACAACUGCCCCUCCUCUGAUCCUUGCAAACAUACACCUGACUGUACAAGCACAAAUGUGAAUGAGGUUCCAGUUAGCCAAGGCUGUCGAGGCUGGAUUUGCCCCAGGAAUCAGGAGUGCUCAGUUAUCAUCCAGGACUCCUGCAAACUUGAGAAUGGUACCGAAAAUUGUGAAACAACCCGUGUUUGUCGUGAAAGACGCGCAUUCUUCGAGACGACAUCAGCACCCUUUACGCGACUCAUUCCUCACGCACUCACUGCUGUCACCAAUAUCUGGCAGUUGACAACUCCUCAGCCACCGACUUAUCCAACUACGGAGGAAGAACUGGCGUUGAUUGUGAGGGAUGCAAAUCUACAAGGUGAAGAAGGAGAGGAUAAAGUACAGAUGACGCGGCAGAAGAUGGACGAACCAGUUACAACUAUGUACCCAACUAUGGUACCUUUGACGACAACUGCACUAUAUCCCAGUUUUCCUCCAACUUUAUCAAAGGUUAACUCUAGGUCAACUUCCAUUCCGAGUCAGACAAAGUGUCACUGCACCAAAAACACGUUUUCCCCACACAGUGGUCCAAUUUAUCAAGUUCCGGUUUACAUUAAAUCGCCUGUGAUCAAAAAUGAUGCAGAUGCAGAAAAAGAUCUGCGUCCACAGCAACCGAUCACUCCUUCAAUGACAGAGUGGCUUGAUUAUCUCCGUUUAAAAACGGGAUUAGAUGCCAUUAAAGUAUGGGCCAAACAUGCUGAGGAAAACGUUAAAUAUGAGUACUUCAAGGAAUGGCUAGAAUCUGUGAAAAACAGCCUAGGAAGAUGGAAAUUUGAAAUCUGGUUGAGGGAAGUACGAAAAUUAACUUCCGGCAAUCCAGCCUUUCAGAAAUGGCUUCUUAAAAACGAUGAGAUUCCUGAAUCCACUGAACCCCACACUGAGAACGAUAGCUCUGUCCGAAAACCUUCGCUGGAAUUUCCAGUGAAUACGGAAGAAGUACAGGUACCAAUUCUCAAUGAAACUCAAACUUUACAACACGCGAAAGAUUCAGAUAAUGGAACUGAUCCUGUGGAUAAAAAAUCUGAACCUCCUACAACUCAAAAUUUUCACGACGGUGAUGAGCUCAGGAAAAUUGAAGAUGAAAAAGAUAUAGGAACGACAUCGAGUAUGCCAAUACCCAAACCGCGUCUUGAGAAUAACUUCUAUCCUAACGUGACCACAGAUGUUCCUCAAUUAUUUUCCGUGGAUCAACAGAAACCAAAUCAUCCGGCGAAAAAAAAUACAGGCCACCCAAGAAUCAAUUACGGAGAAGGUCCUUGGACUGAUUUGUCAGAAUCGCAUCAACUGAAUAUCAAGAACGACUCAAUUCGACGCAACCCAGUUGACUUUGCAACACGAAACAAGAACUUCGGAAAAGAUCCCAGGGAGGAUCAUCCGAUAAAUCAUUUUUCGCAGCCUAAUAAAAGUAACGAAAUCCUUCCAAGUCCAGGUGACCGUCCAGACGAUAUAUUAAAAGAGCAAAUUUACAGUAACAAGAAUCUUUCGACGGUUGGUUCUCAAUUAAACUCAUCAGUGUUACUGCAAAAUUCUACAAACAAUGUUGAAACAGGAAAAAACAUGAAAGCACCGGGUGUGAAAAUAAAUGAUACUGUUCCCUUUGGGGACAGACCUGGUAACCUUUCGUUGGUAAAAAGCAAUCAAUUUGGUAAUCAUACUGGACUCGAUGUUGAUUUGUCACGUAAUGGGACGAAGGAUUUCGCACGGAAUUUAACGAUACAAGAACCCUCCACGGAAAUGGAACUAGAACAUUUCCCCCCAGAGAAUCAAACAGAAUCACCGGAGCUUCCGGCGCCACGUCAGGACUACAAAACGGUUCAUCAAUCGGACCACAAGAUUCCAAUAGUCCACACGUCCUCUCAGAAUUCGUCAGUGGACGUUGGGGUGCGAACGAAAGAGAAGAACCUUACGAAGACAUUCGACUUGUUUGCCCCUGUAGCAGAUCAACUCCAUAUCACGUCACCGUGGGACGCGGUGCAACUUCUCAGACCUAAAAAAAGAACUUACUAUGCUCUCAUGAGAUUUCCUCUGGAACGAGUCAACGACCAGCUACAAAUAAUUGGCUAUCCUCUAAUCGUGUCGACGACCUCAUCUAUCGAUCAAUCUGACAUUUUUCACUACAAUGCGAAGAACCUUACUUCGCAGCCUCAACCUGUAUACCUUACGCAAAAUUCUGAACCCGAUGUGCCUCCAAUUCCUUGGAACCUGGUUUUGAAAUAUGGUAAAAUACCCCACGAGCUACCUGUAAGAAAAAUUUCAGACGAAAUGGACGUUGAGAACCAGGGAGAAGAUAUUGAUUUGAAAAAUCAACCGGUCUCAUCCCAACAGAUACAUAAAAAAAAUGCACAUGUCGAGCUACAUAUUCCUCUAGCAAAUUCUUCGCAUCUACCUGCACCCAUUGAGCUACAGGUACAAGAAGUUGGAGGGUGGCAUCAGUUAGAUAGUGUUCAGCCUACGCAGUAUCUACGGAACAAGGUGAGGAAUAAUGAAAGAGAAUACGGUGGUGAUCCUAGCAUCUCUUACAACGUGGAAACCACUCGAUCUAGGAUUGAUACGCUAACGAAUGGACAGCAGAUUAUGACAACUUCCAACCCAAUGCCAUUGAUCUCCGAAGUAGCCGAAAUUGAGUAUGAUCAGUACGAGUGCGAAAAGCAAGGCAUCACUCCAUCUCCCACCUUGGAAACCAACAAGAAAUCUUUCACAGUAGGAGAUCCUGAUAGUCCGAAUUCAGCAAACUAUGAUACCGCGAAGUAUUACUAUGAAAAUGGUGAUCCAUAUGGAUAUAACGACGGACCUGUAGGAUAUGAUGACGGAUACUCCGAGCAGUUAGAAAUCAACGUAGAUGAUUACGGUCCUGAGUCUUACGACGGGGAAAUCACACAGGGCUUCAUACUUCACAGAACUGCCGAGGAAGAUAAAUCGUUCCCUAAGAACUGAUGUCACUUUUGAUUUUUUUUUUUUAUUGUUUCGCAAUUCCAUAAUAACAUUAUUGCUAAUGUAUACUAAACAUACGUCAUGAAAAGUUGGUGCAUCUGAUCGAGGAGGUUACGUCGAACGAUACGUAACUCUUUCAAAUAUCCAAGAAGUUCGCAAGGAAUAACUUAAGAGCAAUGAAACGGAGGAGAAUACCUAU
Messenger RNA from Diprion similis, 3777 nucleotides. RefSeq lists its product as uncharacterized. The transcript is spliced from 13 exons. Lineage: Eukaryota; Metazoa; Arthropoda; Insecta; Hymenoptera; Diprionidae. The record is from RefSeq and is a predicted model, not a curated record. Bases 42 to 3581 code for a protein of 1179 amino acids.